Molecule: messenger RNA, 1557 nt
Organism: Trichomonas vaginalis G3
Lineage: Eukaryota; Parabasalia; Trichomonadida; Trichomonadidae
Exons: 1
Coding region: 1-1557 (518 amino acids)
Source: RefSeq, a predicted model, not a curated record
AUGCAAGUGUCCGUGGUAUCUCUUUCUCCUGUCUGUGUUUCAUCUUUACUGUUCAACAACGCUUCAAUUAACGGUGGAGUGUUUAAUCCUGUCAACCACCUUGAAAUUAACAGGGAUUCAUUGUCAGUGUUAGAUUAUAUAUCAGAAGAAACUGUUGGUCGUGAUGUAACAAUUGAUUUCGACGAAGCAGAAAAUAUUGAAUUUGGAAAAAGUGAAGUUUCUUUGAAUUCUGGUAAGAGUAAGUACAUAAUUACCAGAAAUAUAGGUUCAAAGUUUGAGUUUAUCAUACAUUCUGAUAAAUUAAAGAUAGAUUGUCGAUCACAAAUAGUUUCAUUUGCUCCAAACAUCAGUUUUACAUCGAAUCCUGUUGUGAUAUUCGGAGAUUCAUGGGAAUUUCUUAAUCCUGACCUUACUUCAUCAACAAAAUCUGUAAUUAGAACUUAUGCAAGAGAAAUUCAUUAUUAUUCAAUUACUCCGUCAUGGCCAAGCAACAUUUUCAACAUUACUGACAAUGUUGAAGUGUCCAAAGGAGGAUACUACUGUUUCCACUCCGAAAGUCCUAACAAAUGUCCUCCAAACUACCACGAAAUCGAAUAUAAAAGAAUUCCUAUAGCGAAAUUCCAUAAAAAUAAACUUACAAAGACGAUAACGUUUUACGUGGACCAAAGUAAUUCGUAUUCCUCCCCCUCGAUUUCGGUUUCUGCCUUGGCGAAGUUGGAAUGCAACAGAUUAACAGUAAUGUCGAAUGGUUUGUCGUAUAUGUCCAUUGUUUUGGAUAGUAAUGAGGAAAUAAGUUACCCGCUCUGCCUGAAUUUCACAAUUUUGACCUUGAAAAAGCAGAAUUCGUCAGAAUUCAAAAUUAAUAAUUUAAUUAUCAUGAAGGGAACAACAAUUGUUACCAUGGAUAAAAUUUUGGUCAUGCCAAAGAAUCUAAUUGCUUAUGAACCAAAGUUCCAUCUCUUUUCUAGAUUCUUUUUGAAUUCGAUAUGCGAUGCUGAGAUUCAUUUUUCGCAGAGCUUCAAGAAGAUAUUGCUUGGUGGUAACAAUUUCACCAUUUAUGAUAAUUCUGGAGUCCAUUUUCGCUUUGAACCGUUUAAAUCCUUAUCUUUGUACUUUGAGAAUGAAGUAUAUGACAUAAUUCGCUUGGAAUUGGCCAAAGAAUACAAGGAAGGAACUAAUUAUACGAUUCCAAGUAUUAUUUCCAAUGCAAACCAGAUUACUUUUUCAUUCCACGAAUCCUGUUAUGAAAUGACGAAGUGGAAGAAAGGAUUAAUGAGAAACCCUUCAGGAACAAUGACUUUGUCCACAAAUAAGGCGUAUUUGCCUUUAAAUAAUUUCGAUAUUCCAGCAGAAAGCGAAAAAGUCAUUUAUGAUGUUUCAAAGAAUGUUACAUCGACUCCAACGCCUUCGGACGCGUUCUUGUCGACCAAAUCCAUCGCAAUCAUUGCAUCAGUUGUAAUUUUAGUUAUUGUUGCAACACUUGGGCUUUUGGCGGUGGUUAUGAAGAGGCAUGCAGCUGAGAAGGUCAUGGUAUCCACUGAUCUACUAAUUAUAUGA